Messenger RNA from Microthlaspi erraticum, 381 nucleotides. The record is from the annotation of a GenBank genome assembly. NCBI's taxonomy places the organism in Eukaryota, Viridiplantae, Streptophyta, Magnoliopsida, Brassicales, Brassicaceae.
AUGGAGGUCGUGAGAGCGUUAGUGCAGGAGUUUUUUUGCAGAAGAAGACAGAGCCUUAAUAGAGGAGAUCAGACCUUGGGGACAGAACGUAGAGGAUACUUACACUUGGGACUUCUCCAAGACAGGGAACUAUACAGUCAAAUCUGCAUAUUGGGUUCAAAUGCAGAUAAGACUAAGAGACAGAGAAGCGAUGCAAGUCCAAAGGUCCAGCAUUUCCUAUGGAAAUGUAUCAGCAACAGCCUCCCAGUUGCAGGAAAUCUAUUAUCCAGACACAUAGCAAAGGAAGGAUCUUGUGUGAGAUGCCCAAAUAACAAAGUUGGAGGCUCUAAGAUGGGCUAUCAUCUCAAUGAUCAGAUUGGACUACAGAGAGAUAACCUUUGA